CACAAAAUAGGGAAAGAAAGAUCCGCCGCCGGUCACCAAGAAACAAUGGCGGCCGAAGAUGACUCACGAUUAAACCGCAACAAUAGCCGUGGCAUUAUCGAUGUUGACCGGAUUAGUGAAUUGCCGGAUGACAUCCUCGGAAGAGUCGUGUCCAUGUUGACCCUCAAAGAAGCAGCCGCCACUUCGGUCCUGUCGAGCAGGUGGACAAACUUGUGGAAAUCGUCCGUCACGGUUCUCGACUUCGACGCCGGAGAAGUAUUUCAUGCUAUUGCUUCCCGCAAUCCGCCUUACUCGAGCAACGAGGAGAGGGAGGCAUGGGUGCAGGAGAAAAGGCGUUGGUACAUCAACUGGGUCAACGGAGUCUUGAGGCAGCUUCACGAUGGUGCCUCCAAACCGAUCAUCAACAAGUUUCGAGUCCAGUUCUUCUUGGAGAAAGAGUGCAACUCCGAUGGGGACAUGGAUCGAUGGCUCGAGUUCGCGUUCAUGUCAAAGAGACUCGAGUCCCUGGAGCUGUUCUACUUCACCGACAGCCGUUACCAUUACGUUUUCCCCGAGGCUUGUUUCGAUCGCAUCAAGAAGACUCGGACGUCCGACAUCAAGCUCCUCAGAUCCUUGAGCUUGAGCUUCGUUGAUGUACGAGGAGAGGUGGUCGAGCAUUUCGCGGCUAACUGUCCCUUGCUCGAACAUCUGGUCCUGCACAAAUCACACUCUCUAGUGAGUCUCAGGCUGCGACGGAUUCGGGCGUUGAGAUACUUGGAAGUAAGCAGAUGCAAGCCGAUGAAAGUGCUGCAGAUCGACGAUGCUCCAGGGCUCACUCACCUGCACUACCAUGGCCAAGAUGAUGGAACGAAGGAAUUGCGGGUGCACAACAAUUGUGCCCGUCUCGUGGAGUUGACACUAGGGUUUGAUUUUUGCAAGCCUGAGUUUGCUUUCCGCUCCCUCUCUCCCUACGUUGGUCGGCUGCAAUCCCUCACGGUGAAAAUGAGCCCCUCAGUGAUUAGGUUUCCUUCGAAUCUGGCUGAAUUGACUUGCCUGGAGCGGCUAACAUUACAAAAUCUUCCUGCGCAAGGCGACAUAAGCAUCCUAGGCUGGAGUACAUGGAUAAAUGCGUGUCCUCGUCUGCACACAUUGAGAGUUAAGGUGGCUACGACCAUGUCGAAAGGCAAAAGCCUAAGACUGUGGAAGGCUCCCGUGGUGAAUAAAGUGAAAAGGACGAGCAUCAAAGAGGUCGAGAUUGUUGGGUUCAAUGGCUUCUACCUUGAUUGUGAGUUUGUUGAGUAUGCUUUCGAGUAUUUCAUCGGGAUGGAGAAGUUAGUUCUCGACAGAGGGUUGACUAUACCAGGUUUUGGUGGAACUUACAACCGGUUUUGCACAGAGCAACAAGCUCAAAUAGCAAAAGAGCGUGCAUUAGAGUUCAAAUCAAGAGCACCCCCAACACUACUGGAAUUUGACGUUGUCUAG
This is a messenger RNA of Linum tenue, 1461 nucleotides long. The record is from the annotation of a GenBank genome assembly. NCBI's taxonomy places the organism in Eukaryota, Viridiplantae, Streptophyta, Magnoliopsida, Malpighiales, Linaceae.